Dicentrarchus labrax (European seabass) is the source of this 3633-nucleotide messenger RNA. RefSeq names its product methionine adenosyltransferase II, alpha a (gene mat2aa). Bases 258 to 1448 code for a protein of 396 amino acids. Gene Ontology annotation, biological process: S-adenosylmethionine biosynthetic process. The transcript is spliced from 9 exons. NCBI's taxonomy places the organism in Eukaryota, Metazoa, Chordata, Actinopteri, Moronidae. Gene Ontology annotation, cellular component: cytosol; methionine adenosyltransferase complex. Gene Ontology annotation, molecular function: methionine adenosyltransferase activity; ATP binding. The record is from RefSeq and is a predicted model, not a curated record.
GAAAUUACUUUUCCGGUCGGAAGAAGUUGUCUAGCCUCAUAAAUACAGCCGUCCGAGCAUCCCUCCACACUUCACCCGGUGGGCCGAAACCUGAAGCAGCGAGGUCACUUCAGUGUGUGAGCAGGAGACCGAGCUAAAGCCUGUAAAAUAACCCUGUAAAGUAACCCUGUCCCGGCCUCUACAACUCUAUAAGCAGGUGUCGGUUAUCCGAACAGCUUACAUUAGCCUGUCAGCUAACAGUGUGUUCAAGAGGCAAGAUGAACGGCCAUCUGAACGGUUUCCAUAACAACUCGCUCAUUGAUGAAGACUGCUUCCUCUUCACCUCGGAGUCAGUCGGAGAGGGUCACCCCGAUAAGAUUUGUGACCAAAUCAGUGAUGCUGUGUUGGAUGCACACCUCACACAAGACCCUGAUGCCAAAGUAGCAUGUGAGACUGUUGCUAAGACGGGGAUGAUCCUGCUGGCGGGAGAGAUCACCUCUAGGGCCCACGUUGACUACCAGAAGGUUGUCAGGGACACGGUCAAACACAUAGGCUAUGAUGACUCCUCCAAAGGCUUUGACUAUAAGACCUGCAAUGUUCUGGUGGCUUUGGAGCAGCAGUCCCCUGACAUUGCUCAGGGUGUUCACCUGGAUCGGAAAGAGGAGGACGUAGGAGCCGGUGACCAGGGUCUGAUGUUUGGAUAUGCCACUGAUGAGACUGAGGAGUGUAUGCCCCUCACUAUUGUCCUGGCUCACAAGCUCAAUGCCAAGAUGGCUGAGUUACGUCGAAAUGGCACACUUCCGUGGCUCCGACCUGAUUCCAAAACUCAGGUGACCGUUCAGUACAAACAGGACCGAGGUGCCAUGGUGCCAUUGCGUGUCCACACCGUUGUGGUCUCUGUGCAGCACGAUGAGUGUAUAGGUCUGGACGAAAUGUGCCAUUGUCUGAAGGAGCAGGUGGUGAAAGCUGUGGUUCCCAGUGGGUACCUCGAUGAUGAAACCAUAUACCACCUGCAGCCCAGUGGCCGCUUUGUCAUUGGAGGACCGCAGGGUGACGCUGGUCUGACUGGGCGUAAGAUCAUUGUCGAUACUUACGGGGGCUGGGGUGCCCAUGGAGGUGGAGCUUUUUCUGGGAAGGACUACACAAAGGUAGAUCGCUCUGCUGCGUACGCUGCCCGCUGGGUGGCCAAAUCUCUGGUGAAAGCUGGGCUCUGCAAGCGUGUGAUGGUCCAGGUAUCCUAUGCUAUUGGAGUUGCCCAUCCACUCUCUGUCUCCAUCUUCCACUAUGGGACCUCCCAGAAGAGCGAGAAGGAGCUGCUGGAAAUUGUGAAGAAGAAUUUUGACCUCCGUCCGGGAGUUAUUGUGAGGGAUCUUGACCUGAAGAAGCCCAUCUACCAGCGCACAGCAGCUUAUGGUCACUUCGGUCGUGACGACUUUACAUGGGAGGUGCCCAAGAAGCUGAAAUACUGAAACCCCUCCUCUAAUCUAAGGUGUCCCACAGAUAAAUGUGUGUUUGUCUACAUCCCUCCUUCCUCCCUCUUCCUCCUCACAGGCAUAGCCAUGUCACCGCAGCCUCUGCUACAUGAGAAGACGUCCUUUCCCCACCUUUUUAGCACUGUACACAUCUCCAAGAGAAAAUAGUAUUACCGAUGCCAAGAUAUUAAAUUGAACAGACAUGUUGCUGUGUUCAGUCUUGCCAGCUUUUCUUCAUCUUUGUUUUGCUGGCUAACUUCCAUUUUUGUUUUUGUCUGAUUAAUGGUCAUCUAGUUUCCUGACAUUGCUAAUCAAGAGUGUCUCCAUAAAUCUGUAUUAGUGACAUUAUGUAUUUAAACCAUAUUUAUAGCAUAUUUCCAGAAGGGACAUGUGGGUAUUUACCAGUAAUGAUUGUGUUUUGUAAGAAAUAACUAGUAUUCCUCAGCUUUUAAAUUCAGAAUCUCACUGCAGGUUAAAAUGUGAUCAGUUGGCCUCAUCCGUUACUUUCUCUUUAAUGUAAUUUCCCAUUUCGCCUAACUAUGUUGGGUCAGUGUUGAUUCGCUUGACAAAAACAUCAACUCUGUUCCCCUAACUCUUCUCUAACCCUCUAUUUUUUUUUUAAAUUUGGAUGGCACAAAUGGGGUAAAACACUUGUUGUGUGCUUGACCCUUCAGUAUCUUCUCAUUCUUUUGUCUGCUGUCCCUUCAGGCCAUAUUUUCUGAUGUUUUACAGAGAAGUCAGAAGCUGCUAAUGUCAUUGUGGUUAUGUUGGGCUGCAUCUUGAAAUCACUCCUUUUUUGUAAUUUAUUUUAUUUUUUUUGGUUUAAAUGUCAUGUGAUUGUUCCAAAUGAUGAUGAAUGUGUCAAUGUGCUACUGACCAAGAUGAAGGCAAAGGUAAAGCACUCCUCCUUCCUGAGACUGACUCUGGGUGUAGCUACAGAGAAACCCUGGCUCAGUCGCCUCCAGGUAGGAGCUGCCUUUAUCCAAUGGCAACACCAUACUUGAAAUAAUUUAUAGAAUGGCAUUUGACUAUCGUGGGGCCUAACAGUUGGACCAGCAAGAAAUGAUGUGUGCCACAUGUUUUGGGGGGUUGUUUGUAUCUAAAAGUGUUUCACUUGCUUGCACAUGAUUUGGGUCCUUUAGUCUCACCUGCACAUGAUGUGAAAGGUGGACUGAUGUGAAAGAAGACAAAGAGCAGAGCCACAGACCAAGAAUGAGAGCUUAGUGAAUGUAGGACAUGGUAUUACUGCUCUUGUCUUUUCAGCAGUGUUAGUUUUGUACAAAUUAGAAUGUGGAAUCAUAUGUUACUUAAUUCUUGUGGAUUUUUGAGUCUUUCACUGGAGUUGGGCAGCACAAUGGUUCUGGGCCAGAGACCCUGGUCAAAUGACAAGUCCAAGACUUUGUGAAUACACUGUAUAUGCCUUUUGAAUGCUUCCCCAGUUGCCCUUCUCCUUCUCUGACUUUACUCCUGGAUGUGUAUCCUCCCAAUACAGUUGCAGAGUUAAGGCUAAGCCAGCGGUAAGCCUAAGUGCGAUUGGUAUUUACAUUAAAAACCACCGUAGUUGUUCCCUGCUCUGAGCUGAGUGCAGUUAGUGUGUCUAAAAAUGUCUUCAUUGUGUAGCUAGGUGGCACUGUGUCCCCAUAUAUAAUACUGUAAUUAAGAUUUUUAUUCUAUUCUGGUAACAGAGUCUUUAGUUUGGCUCAUCUGGCACCACCUUGUGGAUCCUUGGGUGUACUGCAGUGAAACCUCAGACAGGAGCCCUGGAGAUUAGUCUCCAUCAUCCAGUGAAAUGACUCAACCUCCCAAAGAUUUUUUACCAUGUGUUUGCGUCCUCUAGCUCAUCCACAGACGAGACAAAUGAUUGGUUGGUGUUGUACAGAGAAACCAGCCUGUUUACAUAGUCUCCUGUGGGGGAGUUGAACAGCAUUUUUUUCCUGUUAGAUCGGUUUUUAAAUGAUUGGAAGAGAGAGUCUGUUAGUGUAGUUGCUGAAUGUGUAAAAGUGCCUUUCUGAUUUUCUGCAAUGCUCCUAUCCGCUGACCCCAAAUAUCUGACUCCUUACCUAUUGACCCUGCUCCACCAAGUUUCUAGUAUCAAAAUAAUUCCCACUUCAAUAAGUAAUACUGAUGAUUUGUUGUUGAGUUUCUUUUUAAACCCUUCAAAUAAACUGUACUCUUCCUCGUG